Messenger RNA from Amphibalanus amphitrite, 1959 nucleotides. RefSeq names its product nicotinamide riboside kinase 1-like. The record is from RefSeq and is a predicted model, not a curated record. Gene Ontology annotation, cellular component: cytoplasm. The transcript is spliced from 4 exons. Lineage: Eukaryota; Metazoa; Arthropoda; Thecostraca; Balanomorpha; Balanidae. The coding region runs from base 1008 to 1601 and encodes 197 amino acids.
GCAGUCCAUCACAUGUCGUUUUCCUUGAACAUGUGCGUGAGCGCUGAUGCUGCUCACGGGCUGUUGCCAUUUUUCGUAAUGCUGAAGGCACGGGAGCGAACCCCCCUGGGUAAUAAGCAUUUCGGACAUUUCAAUUUUGAUAAAUUUAUGCCCUCUGGAUUAAAAGAUCCACAAGAAGUUCGUCCAAAUACUUUCCAAGUGGAUUUAUUGUAGGACGCGCCUUAGGGUCAGCAUGAGUGCGUCUCUGGUCCGCAAGGGGCUAGAGCUUUUCAGCGACGACUUAGCAACUGAGUCCGGUUCAGGUUCAUCAAAGAAGAAACCAUCUGCUUUGCUGGCAACAACAAACAAGACAGAACUGAAGAAGCUGAGAAGAAGGGAGAACAAGAAAAAGAAUGGCAGUGGUGCUCCUCUGACUGUCAAAGGGAAGAAGUACAAGUCUGCAUUGGAUGAGUACAACAAACAAAAGCCUAAAGAUAACACCAAAGAUGCAAUAAAAUUUCUCAACCUGCUGAGCAGCAAGAAGACUAGCACAAAGGUUGUUGAACAGGUUUCCGAGUACCAGCAGCGGCGGUCCGUGAAAAAGGUCCAACAAGAUCAGCAGAAGAAGAAACAGAAGGAAGCCAAGUCGUGCUUCUCCGAGGAGGACUUUGCGCGGUUCGAGCGCGAGUACUUUGUGGGACCGCGGCGCCGGUGAUCACGUGACCUUGGCGUCGGUGAUCCAUGCUCCUAGGUGUGAAUUUGAUGCCAGUGGUUGUCGGUAAUUUGCCUCAUUGUCUCUUGAGCGCUCAGCUAGGCGCUGGUGAGGGCUGUGCUCUGUGAACCUCACAGUAAAUUCGAGGGUAGAAGUGCUGCUGGUGCCAUGAGUUGUGUGCAGACGUUCGCUCAUUGACACGGAACUCGCAACAUCGCGUCAAGACGUUCCUGGUUCCCCUGACAUUGUGAUCUGCACAAUCUGACGAAAGUCACGCCCUCAGCGAGGAUCGAACCGUCGACCGUCGUGUCUGGCCAUGUCGCGCUGGUGCGUGGCCGCCGUGUCGGGCGCCACGUGCAGCGGGAAGACCACCAUCGCGCGGCGGCUGCACGCGUCUCUGGCCGGCUCGCGGCUCAUCAGUCAGGACGACUACUUCCUGCCCGAGUCGGACCCCCGCCACCGCCUUGUGCCCGGCCUGGACCACUUCAACUGGGACACCCUGUCCGCCCUGGACAUGGACCGGCUGCUGGCCGACGUCACCGCCCUCACCGCCACCUCCCCGCCCGGGAUACUCAUCCUGGAGGGAUUCCUCGUGCUCAACGAUGGGCGCGUGCGCCAGCGCUGCGACGCGCGCGUGUUUGUGACGCUGGACCGGGCCACCUGCUGGCAGCGGAGGCAGCGGCGGGUGUACGAGCCGCCCGAUGUGCCCGGCUACUUUGACGCCUGCGUGUGGCCGAUGUACGAGCAGCACGAGGCUGCGCUCCGCAGAGAGGCAGAGGCAGAGGUGACCUUUCUGGACGGACGGAGGCCUAUUGACGAGCUCUGCCGACUGGUGGAGGCCGAGGUGGAUAAAGCACGUGUCAGCUGUGGCCUGGAAAAGGCGGCUCCGCCCGGUGGAGGUGGGGAUUAGGAGUGAGCACGAGGUGAUGUCACAACGCCAGUCUAUGACCGCUUUAUGAUAAGCAUGCGGUUUAGUUAUGCUGUUGUUAUGCAUCUCAAUCUAGACCGUAGAAAUGGGGACAUACGAGCAAGCGAGUAGCCGAGGAGUGCUUGCCAUAUUAGUUUAAGCUCGUUGGAUUUUCAGUGAGUAGCAAUGCAUUCACGUCUGAGGUUUUCGCGGUAGCUCUGAUCAAGCCCUGGUGGUCGUUGCAGAGCCGUGACUUGUGAUCACUAUGUCGGGACGUCUGCUAUUCAUUCCGUGCACUGGAUAGACAUGGCUAUCAUGUGAUGGAUCUGGCGGCCUCUUAAAAUAUAUGCUUUUCCAAGAU